This is a messenger RNA of Ilex paraguariensis (yerba mate), 779 nucleotides long. The record is from the annotation of a GenBank genome assembly. Lineage: Eukaryota; Viridiplantae; Streptophyta; Magnoliopsida; Aquifoliales; Aquifoliaceae.
AGAUUUCGAAACCAGAUAUAGUGAUGUCAUCCAUGCUUACGUGAGGUUUUUCAUAUCUGUAUUUGUUGAAUUAAUGAUGCAAUUCGUGCUUUAACCACUUGCUUAUAAUAUUCCAAUACAUGCAUUUGAUUCCAACAUCCUUCCUGCAUAUAACUAUGACCAUUGACCAAGACUCAGAUCCAGAGAGAGAGAGAGAGAGAGAGAGAGAGGCUGCAGCAGCCACCCCAUAAGCAUAGGUAACUUAUCAGUUGCUGCCUGAUUUGUAAUAUAUGCAUUUGUAUGCAUAUAAUCACUUCUUUUCUCAUCUUUGGUUUCCCAACAGCCACUCCUCAAAACUGAAUCCCAUUCAGCCUACAACCAUGGAAGAAUUCACUUAUAAAGAAAAGGUGGGAAAUCUUCAGUCGGAGUUGCAACGGUUAGGUAAGGAGAAUGAAAAUCUAAGAUUCAUCCUAGAAGUUAUGACCAGUGGAUGCAAAAUCCUUCAAGCCCAACUCCAGAAUAUAAAAGAAGAUCAAAUUAGAAGUGUCCUAAUAGAGAAUGAACCAAGAUAUGAUUCAGAAAAGAGGGGGAGGACCCAUGUUUCAGUGACCAAGCCUUCACAAAUUUUCUUCAGAACCGACCCAAAUGACAAGAGCUUGAUGGUGAACGAUGGAUUUCAAUGGAGAAAAUAUGGCCAGAAGGUCACUAAAGAUAAUCCAUCACCUCGAGCUUAUUACAGAUGUUCAAUGGCUCCCUCUUGCCCAGCCAAGAAGAAGGUAUAUUCAAAUCCUUUAUUGUGA